AUGGACCACAGCAGCAGCAGCAACAGCAACAGCGCCGGCGCGGUUGCAAGCGCGGGCGGCAGCAAUCACAACAACAGCAGCAGCAACAACAACAACCUGCUGUCCCCGCCGGAGCUCACGCCCCUCGAGCAAGAAGUGCUGGACGAGUACGAGCGCCUGGCCAAUAACAUGAAGGAGCUCGCCUCGGUGCUCGACGACCUCGCCUCCCGGCCCACGACGCAAAUCCUCGACGGCCUGCGCGAGCUGGAGCGCAAGACGAGCCUCGCCUUCACGCUCCUCAAGGCGAGCGUGUACAGCAUCGUGCUGCAGCAGGAGAUUGACUGGGGCAGCGGCGGCGGCGGUCCUGGCGGUGGCGGCGACGACGACGAGCGGUAG
Purpureocillium takamizusanense is the source of this 375-nucleotide messenger RNA. RefSeq lists its product as uncharacterized. The transcript has 2 exons. Lineage: Eukaryota; Fungi; Ascomycota; Sordariomycetes; Hypocreales; Ophiocordycipitaceae. Gene Ontology annotation, cellular component: mitotic spindle; DASH complex. Gene Ontology annotation, biological process: attachment of spindle microtubules to kinetochore. The record is from RefSeq and is a predicted model, not a curated record. The coding region runs from base 1 to 375 and encodes 124 amino acids.